Trifolium pratense (red clover) is the source of this 890-nucleotide messenger RNA. RefSeq names its product 60S ribosomal protein L11. Gene Ontology annotation, cellular component: ribosome; cytosolic large ribosomal subunit. Bases 143 to 688 code for a protein of 181 amino acids. NCBI's taxonomy places the organism in Eukaryota, Viridiplantae, Streptophyta, Magnoliopsida, Fabales, Fabaceae. Gene Ontology annotation, biological process: translation. The transcript has 4 exons. The record is from RefSeq and is a predicted model, not a curated record. Gene Ontology annotation, molecular function: RNA binding; structural constituent of ribosome.
AUAGUCGUCAUUUGAAACUAUUAAAACCUAAAAAACCCUAUUUCAACAAUCCAUCGCGAUAUAGUGUUACUAUCUCACUCUUCCACCACCACUACUAGCGCCGUUCCUUCUCUUUCUUUCGUUUCUGUCACAACAAUUCCAAAUGGCUUCUGAGAAGAAACUGUCGAAUCCAAUGAGGGAAAUCAAAGUGCAAAAGCUUGUACUCAACAUCUCUGUCGGUGAAAGUGGAGAUCGUCUCACCAGGGCCGCCAAGGUUCUUGAACAGCUUAGUGGCCAGACCCCUGUUUUCUCCAAAGCUAGGUACACCGUCCGUUCCUUUGGUAUCAGAAGGAAUGAAAAAAUUGCUUGCUACGUCACUGUUAGAGGUGACAAGGCAAUGCAGCUUUUGGAAAGCGGUUUGAAGGUCAAGGAAUAUGAGCUGUUGAGGAGAAACUUCAGUGAUACCGGUUGUUUUGGCUUUGGCAUUCAGGAACAUAUUGAUUUGGGAAUCAAGUAUGAUCCUUCUACUGGUAUUUAUGGUAUGGAUUUCUUUGUUGUCUUGGAGCGCCCUGGUUACCGUGUUGGACGUCGUCGCCGUUGCAAGGCACGUGUUGGAAUCCAGCACCGUGUCACAAAGGACGAUGCAAUGAAAUGGUUCCAAGUUAAAUACGAAGGAGUUAUUUUAAAUAAGUCCCAGGCAAUUGUUUAAUUGGAUCAGAUCAUUCUUCAGAGUUUUAAAUUUUGUUUGACUGUAGUUUGAUGUUUCUUGAAUCAGUAACUUAAAUUUUAUCAUCGGUAUGGAUAAUACAUUUUGUAACUUAAAUUUUAUCAUCGGUAUGGAUAAUACUUUUUACUUGUUAUGUAAGCUGUCUGUUUAUUUUUUUCUUAAUAUUAUCAAUUUUUGACAUCUA